Molecule: messenger RNA, 1530 nt
Organism: Arabis nemorensis
Lineage: Eukaryota; Viridiplantae; Streptophyta; Magnoliopsida; Brassicales; Brassicaceae
Source: the annotation of a GenBank genome assembly
AUGGAUUCAAUAAGCUUACGUGAAGCUUUCAUAGCCAUUCUUUGCUUUCUCAUCUUCCGUUACUUGAUCUUCAAGAAACCUCAUGACCGGUUCCUUAUAAACUGGCCGGUUCUUGGGAUGCUUCCUGGUUUCCUCGUGGUCCUCCAUCGCAUCUACGACUUUAGCGUGGAGGUUCUAGAGAAUACCGACUUAACCUUUCCAUUCAAGGGACCUUGGUUCACUGGAAUGGAUAUGUUAGUCACGGUUGAUCCAGCUAAUAUUCACUAUAUAUUAAGCUCAAACUUCUCCAAUUACAACAAAGGAGCCGACUUCAAAGAAGUGUUUGAUGUUUUCGGAGAAAUGAUCUUUAAUUCGGACGGGGAGCUAUGGAAGAAUCAAAGAAAAGCUGCUCAAUACAUGCUUAACCAUCAAGGGUUUCAAAAACUUUCAGUGAGUGCGACGAGAAGUAAGCUCAAGGACGGUCUUGUUCCUCUUUUCAACCAUUUUUCAGAGGAGGAGACGGUCGUGGAUUUGCAAGAUGUGUUUCAAAGAUUCACGUUUGAUACAACGUUUUUCCUUGUAACCGGGUUUGAUCCUAAGUCUCUCUCUACUGAAGUGCCAGAAGUUGAGUAUUCUCAAGCUCUUGACGAUCUUGGAGAAGGAAUUUUUUAUAGGCAUGUUAUACCCAAGUUCUUGUGGAAGCUGCAAAACCGGAUUGGGUUUGGAAAAGAGAAGAGAAUGACCGAAGCUGAUGCCACUUUCGAUCGCGUUUCUGCCAAAUACAUAUCAGCUAAGAGAAAAGAGGUAAGCUCACAAGGGCUUGAUCAUCAUUCAAAUGUUGAAAGUGAGGAUCUUUUGACAUCUCACAUAAAGCUUGAUACAACAAAGUACGAGCUCUUGAACCCUAGUGAUGAUAAGUUCCUCAGAGACACCAUCUUAGCUUUCAAUCUAGCUGGGAGAGACACAAUGGCUUCUGCUCUCUCUUGGUUCUUCUGGCUUCUAUCUGAAAACCCUCAAGUGGUAACCAAGAUUCGCCAAGAGAUCAUUGACAAAAAUCUUCCAAGAACCCAAAUAAAUGGCCAAGAGAAGAACUUAGACAAGUUGGUGUAUCUACACAGCGCGUUGUAUGAAUCAAUGAGGCUUUAUCCACCAGUUCCCUUUCAACGCAAGUCUCCUAUAAAACCAGACUUGCUUCCAAGUGGGCAUAAAGUCGACGCCAAGUCUAAUAUCAUGUUAUUUCUUUACGCGUUGGGGAGGAUGAGAGCGGUUUGGGGAGAAGACGCAUUGGACUUUAAGCCAGAGAGAUGGAUUUCACAGACUGGGUGGUUAAGACAUGAGCCUUCCUUCAAGUUUUUAUCGUUUAACGCAGGUCCAAGAACUUGUCCUGGUAAGCAAUUAGCUAUGACACUAAUGAAGACCGUAGUCGUGGAGAUCUUACAAAACUAUGAUAUUAAGGUUAUCAAAGGACAGAAGAUUGAGCCGGAUCCUGGUCUUAUAUUGUACAUGAAGUAUGGGCUUAGAGUCACAAUUACUAAGAGAUGUUCAGCUUGA